Messenger RNA from Babesia sp. Xinjiang, 1884 nucleotides. RefSeq lists its product as uncharacterized. The coding region runs from base 1 to 1884 and encodes 627 amino acids. Lineage: Eukaryota; Apicomplexa; Aconoidasida; Piroplasmida; Babesiidae. The transcript has a single exon. The record is from RefSeq and is a predicted model, not a curated record.
AUGGCAUCCUCACCGCCCUCGAGCGAUACAGACUUUGAAGAAUCACAGCUUUCCAGCCAGUGCUCCAAAUCAGAUGUUAUGUACUCUGUGUUGGAGACUGCAGCAGCAAGGAUUCGUAACUGUGACUUUGUAGAUGCCAUAUCUAUUUUGGAUACUUUGGAGCAGGAAUCGAUUGCUACCGGUUCUCUAGAUUUUUUGGCACGUUGUUCUGAAUUGCAAGCUGAGAUCCAAAUUUAUAUUGGUAAUUACAAGGAAGGGUUACGGUACCUGCUGCGAUGUAAUGCCGGAGGAGCCACGGCUAUGCUUGCUGCCAGGAUAACAUUGGGGUCACCUUGUAAACUGGCAGCUGCAGAAAUAGCUUCUUCUUUGGCCACGCUACUGUCAGAAUGUAUAUCAAGAUGCACUGAGACUGGUUCGCAAGGUUCCAUAGACGCUCCUGUUAUGUUACUAGAGCUAUUAUCUCGUUCCGGGAAACUAUCGUCAAUACAAAAAUGGCUAACGUUUAUCUAUUCUCAGGGACUUAGUGACAGUAAUCUACGCUCGGCACCCACACUUGCUCCAUGUUUACGUAUGAUUUCAACAAUUCAUCACGAUUGGCUACAUGAUAAUGUGGAUGUACGGGCAAUUUCUAUGCCCCUUGUGCCAUUUGGACCUCCGGAUAGCGUGGAUACGGAUGACAACGUGGAAUUAGUUCAUAACCUCUCUACGGCGGUGAAUGAUACCGUUUUUAGAAAAGGGCAAUUUGUAUAUUAUGUACCGUUCAUCUGGAAAUCUAUAUUGGGUUUGGUUAAGGAGCUGCAAAAGGUGGAAUGUUGUGAGAACGAAAAUGGUCUCGAUUAUGUUAAUGUAUCUGUUGUGGAGCACAGUGUCUCCGCAUAUAGGGAUGUUAUUCGCAAUAACCGUGCUAGUCCUAAUAAAAGGCGUGGGAUAUCUUUUGGCACUACCUCUAGGGGGAUAUUAUGGCGAUCCACAGACCGUUGGCUGAAAACUAGGCAUCUGUCUUUGGAACGCCUACCCUCUUUUGAUAGAAACUAUCUGACAUCUAUAUAUAUGGAACAACGCGUAUCACGUAUACUGGCCGAACGCCUGCGUGUUCGGUUGUCAUGGACUAUACGUGAUUUGGCGUUAUUGUUUUUUGACGUGUUAUCACGUUACUACCAUUUACUAGAUCGCAAUAGAGAGCAGUUGACUCUAUACCUCUGCAUCCUGUUGACAUUCAUCUGUGAUGAUUAUAGAUCAGAGGUAUAUUCGGGUUCACUUUCAUCUGGUGUGUUUUACACCACCCCUUCAAAAUCGGAUCUACGGCUAAUUCACAGUUCGGACACUACACUCUCGAGGCUUAGAGAGGUACUCGCCCGUUCUGGGAUACAAUGUAUAUGUCUGAUUUUGAGCACACUUCGGAGACCUUCCGGCGGAUUGCGUCAAUGCGCUAAGCAAGUUGGUAUAGAUGACCCAUAUGGGUUUAUGCAUCAUACCUUUGCUCGUUUAAGCUCUCUGAUGCUAUUCUAUUUUGCAACUAAGCGGCAAGAGACAUUACAACUGGUUGUUAUGAGAGCACGCCUGUUGUUCGCAUUUGCCAAGGAUACCAUUAGGGAACACUUCCCACGUAGGGGUCUGCUGAUACGUGGCCGUAGCCGGGAUGCCUACAUCCAUGUGCGUUCCAUUACUACGUGCCUUAGAGCGUUACACAGGAAAGCUUGCACACUAGUGCUGCGUCAAAUGAGCCGCAAUGCCCAUCUGAUGCUAUCGAUUCGGCAUCGGGAAUCUAAUGUCAACUUCCACAACUCGACAACGCAUGGAACUUUUGACCUUGGAGUUGCGGCUAUAGAGCGCCGUUGGUUGAACCUCACGCUCAUAUUACGUCGGUAUAAGCUGAAAAUGUAG